Molecule: messenger RNA, 1401 nt
Organism: Thalassophryne amazonica
Lineage: Eukaryota; Metazoa; Chordata; Actinopteri; Batrachoidiformes; Batrachoididae
Gene: rem2
Product: RAS (RAD and GEM)-like GTP binding 2
Exons: 5
Coding region: 236-1165 (309 amino acids)
Cellular component (GO): plasma membrane
Molecular function (GO): calcium channel regulator activity; GTPase activity; GTP binding
Source: RefSeq, a predicted model, not a curated record
UGUAGUCUCCUCCUCCUUCCCCUCCUCCUCCUCCUCCUCCUCCUCCUCCUCGUGCCUCCGUAUUCCCAUGCACCUACUCACCAGAAGGGGCUUUUUUACGCACCGAUGUUGGGGGAUAAGCAUCAUGGUAAAUGAAUGUCGGUGCGUUUCUUUUGUGCGCCGUGCGCGCGAUGCGCACCCAUAACCUGACGCGGACGGCAGAGAGGUUCGAUAAAGACCCUGCUGAGUGAUCACCAUGGCUGAUCAGUACAGUAUGUUUCUGACCACUGCGCCCCCCCUCCGUCGAGGCAGCACUCCUCUACCUGUCAAGCACCAGCUCAGGAGGGAAGAGGCCGUAUCGGAGGACUGCGAUUGGAUCCCAGGUUUGGAGGAGCCGGCCACGUUGCCUAUCAGUGACACAGCAGUGCCUCUGGAUGAAUCAUCGAGCCAUUCGGCGGCUGCCCAUUUGGUUUACCACAGCCAUGGCGGGGCACUGAAGAUAGUGCUACUUGGACAGAAUGGCGUGGGCAAGUCGUCACUCGCCUUAUCUCUGGCUGGGCAGACAGAUAGAUCCCUCUCCGUAGACUCGGAGACGCAAGCAUGCGGUGAAGGCUAUGAGUGCACAGUUACAGUCGAUGAUGAGGACAGCAAAAUGAUCAUUUACGACAACUGGAAACAAGACCUGAGCACUCUACGGUGUGAUGUCUGUAUCCUGGUCUUCUCGGUAACUGACAGACGAAGCUUCCACCGGACUGCCCAGCGCCGUCUUCUCCUCAGGGAGUCCCAGCCUCACAUGCCAAUCAUCCUGGUUGGUAAUAAGAGUGACCUCGUCCGCUCCCGAGAAAUCAGCACAGAGGAGGCCCAAUCCAGUGCUAUGAUGUUUGAUUGUCUCUACCUGGAGGUGUCGGCCUCUUUGGACCAUGGAACCACAGAGCUCUUGGAGGCUGCGGUUCGGAUGGCGAGGGGCGACUGUGUGGGCCCUGGCUGGACAGAUGGUGAUUCAAGGGCAGGCCGCAGGGAGAGCCUAACCAGCCGGGCCAAGCGUUUCCUGGCGGGACUGGUACCACGCUCGUACGGCCGAGACCGGGACAGAGAUCGGGGCCGCUACCGUGAGAUGAGCCACCACCGAGGCAGCAAAAUCUUCCGGCAGAAGUCUCGCUCUUGCCAUGACCUCAGUGCACUGUGACGCACUCUUUACAAAGGGAUACUCUCACACACAUGCACACACAGAUGGCUCCUUUCCACUGGAUGGUACCAGGUUGACUUUACUCUCCUCAGCUCUUUUUGCUUUUGCUAUCAGGUGCUAGCUUUUUCCACUGCCAAGUGUCAUACACCUUAUUCCUCAUAGCAAUGCAACAUGAAACUGUCGUGACAUCAUAAUCAGUGAGUAGCUUUGCUUUUGCAGUACAGUAUAGUACAGAC